Messenger RNA from Magnolia sinica, 864 nucleotides. Its product is annotated as DEAD-box ATP-dependent RNA helicase 15-like. Gene Ontology annotation, molecular function: RNA binding; RNA helicase activity. The transcript is spliced from 5 exons. Bases 235 to 564 code for a protein of 109 amino acids. The record is from RefSeq and is a predicted model, not a curated record. Lineage: Eukaryota; Viridiplantae; Streptophyta; Magnoliopsida; Magnoliales; Magnoliaceae.
CUCAGAAGACACAGUUGGAAAUGGGAAUCCUAAAUUUGAGAUUGUAGAUGCACAUCAAAACUUUUCUACUGAACUAAAGCUAAAGAAUUUUGUAGGUUUCUACUCUAGAUUGAAAGAUGAAGCAUGAUUUUUCAUACUUGACCAUCUUGAUGAUCUCAAGAAAGCCAAGAAGGAUGCUGCUCUUUCUAGUGAUGAAGUAAAGGUUAUGUGGCCUUUGAUGAGGAAAUUCAGCCAAUGGAGCUAUAUGUGGAUGAUGAGGCCAAGUUGACCCUGCAUGGUCUCGUACAGCACUGCAUUAAACUGAGCGAGUUGGAGAAAAACUGCAAGUUGAAUGACCUCCUAAAUGCAUCGGAUUUUAAUCAAGUCGUCAUUUUCGUUAAAAGUGUGAGCAGAGCAGCUGAGCUGAACAAGCUACUCGUGGAGUGUAAUUUCCCAUCUAUCUGCAUCCAUUCUGGAAUGUCCCAGGAGGAAAGGGGGAGCGUGAGGCGUACUAAAGAAAAAAAAAGUUACUUUCUUGCUAGUGAAUACUCUACUUUCUCGUUUGUACUUCUGAUUGAUAUGUAAUAUUUUUUCCUUAUGCAUUUGUAUUUGUGUUCUGAUGUACCGCACAUGGACAUGUGUCGCAUUUGGUUUCUAGAUCCACUUGUGGUGGGGCAUAUGGGUGACACUAUAUUUUUAAACAGGAUCCAUGCGUGUGGCUUCUAGAUCCAUGCGUGUAUAAACCGGAUCACCCUAGUAGUGUGGCACUAUAUUUUUAAAAAUUUUGAAUCAAUGUAAUUCCGCCGUUGAUAGCAGUCAAUUUCUACUUUUGUCUCGUACAAAAGUGAAAUCUAUUACAGGGAAUGGUGGGAUUUCUUUGGGUCA